AUGAAUCCCAGAGUCUCGACAGAGCAGGAAUCCGCGGCAUCAAGUGCCCCUCUUGCAAAGCAGGCUGCCUGUCUAGAAUGUCGGCGCAGCAAAGUCAAAUGCACUCGUGACCCAAAUGCUAGUGUCUGUCGGAAAUGCCAGCAGGCUGGCCUCCAGUGUGUUACGCCUGAGUAUCAUGUUGGCAGGUACAAAGGCGUCAAGAACAAACGCACCGGGCUUGAGAAGGCGAUUUAUCAAGUUGAGCAAGCCUUGAAAAGGUCCAAAGAUGUCGGCCCUAGCCUCAAUCAAGAUGUUGAGGCAGAUCUUCGACAGUUGAUGGCCGCGCCCUCCGCGAAUAGCCCACACCGGCGUCGAGAGUCUACCUCCACCACCCCUAAUACUGCUAGCAAUCAAAUCACUUUUCCUCCCCACCGGGCGAGUCUUAAACCAGAUGAGCUUGCCUUAAAUCAUGCGGAUAACCCGCUUCAGUUAUUGGCAAUGGCAUCUGGACUCCCAGGACAAUCACCCUCCACGAACAUGUCUACCUCACCCGCAGGCCCUGCAUUUGCCUCUCAUCAGGGUUCCGAUGUUAAUGCCACAGACGUUGACCUGACCCAAUUCUUUGGCUCGCUCCAGCCAAGUCUAGACAAUUCUGCAGAUCUCGAUCCUAUCAACAUGGGCCUGGUCACACCUGAGGAGGCUGAAAUGCUCUUCAAUUAUUUUAACGACCGAUUAUCCCACACCCGGUGGGGCUUGGACCCUCUACUCCACAAGGCCGCUUUUGUUCGCUCUCGAUCUGCCUUCUUAUUCACCUCCGUCCUUGCUGCUUCCGCCUUGUUCCUACCAAAGACGGAAGCCCUGUCGAAACGGCUUGCGAACCAUAGAAAUCUACUCGUUCAGAAAGUCACGCAAAACAAGAACAGAUCCGUUGAGAUUGUCCUGGCAUUUUUGGUCAAUAUUCCCUGGAUGGUUCCAGCAAAGCACUGGGCAGAUGAUGAGACGUGUGCGUAUUUGUCAAUGGCACUGACAAUUGCUUUAGAUCUUCAACUUAACAAGAUCGUGGUUCCAUCACCAACAAUUCGCCCUGCUGGUUUUUUGGACCGAGUUGCCAAAGCUGAAUGCAUCGAUAGCGCGAAGGCUCUUCAGUUGGACGGGUUUCCACAAGUGGAGCCAACCUCAUCAUGGGGUCGUCGGUUAUUGAGACUUCGAGAGCGUGUAUGGCUCGCAUUGUUUGUUCUGGAUCGAGGCAUCUGCCUCGCUCGUGGACGUCCUUACGCUGUUCCGAUAGGUCCUCUCGUGGAUAGUUGUGAUACUUGGCAUAUAUCUGAUAUUGCAGAUAGGUGGGACGGUAGCAUCAUCUCUGCUGCAGUGUUGCGGCGUGACCUGGUCCCUCUCAUCAACAGCCUGCGUGAGAUUUGUGAUGGCAGCCAAGGUGUGAGUGGGGGCUCUGCUGCGGUACGGUUCCUCAAAGACAAAAUUGAUCGAUUUUUCGAGCAGUGGUAUGCAGUGUGGUCACUUCAGAUUACCCAAGGAGAUGGACAACUGCCACCCUACGUUGAGAUCCUCGUUUCACACACGAAACUCUCCACCUACUGCAAUGUGGUUAAUCAUCCAACUGCCUCGACAGAUGUCAAACAGUUCUUCCGCGCCGCUGGACUUGCAUCGGCGAUGAACGUCAUGCGGGCAGCGGUUCAAGGCGAGAAUCGGCUAAAGUCGAUGCCAAAUAAUACUGUCAUCAUGGUGUCAUUCGCUGCAUGCUUCGCGCUUGCUCUUGGAACAACCACACUUGGCAACAAGGCAAUACUUGCUCCCAGUGCUCGUUCACUCAUCGAAGACACCACCAUGGUACUUGAACGAAUCGGGAACACGCCAAAACAUCGCAACGGCCUUUCCGUGCUAUUCGCCAAACAUAUUCGCCGGAUUAUGCAAAAUUCCCUUCUCCAACCAACAGAAGACCAGCAUAGCUAUCAAUCCUCAGCUAAUCCCAACUCGAAUAUGCUACAGCGCGACAGAAACGCGCAGUAUACCUCGCCACAUAGCACAGGCAAUCCGACAGGGACCACCACUGAGCCCUAUGUCUUUGACAUGACCGAUGAUCAAAUCCUGGAAGCUAUCAAUAAUGCCAGUGCAUCACAAGAGUUGUUCCAGCUUGAUGAGACUAUGUUCGUGGACUGGUUGGACUGGCCCAAUGUCACCUGA
Molecule: messenger RNA, 2178 nt
Organism: Exophiala aquamarina CBS 119918
Lineage: Eukaryota; Fungi; Ascomycota; Eurotiomycetes; Chaetothyriales; Herpotrichiellaceae
Exons: 7
Coding region: 1-2178 (725 amino acids)
Biological process (GO): DNA-templated transcription; regulation of DNA-templated transcription
Cellular component (GO): nucleus
Molecular function (GO): transcription cis-regulatory region binding; zinc ion binding; DNA-binding transcription factor activity, RNA polymerase II-specific
Source: RefSeq, a predicted model, not a curated record